UAUUUUAGUAGUAGUAGUAGUAGUAGUAGUAGUAGUAGUAGUAGUAGUAGUAGUAGUAGUAGUAGUAGUAGUAGUAGUAGUAGUAGUAGUAGUAGUAGUAGUAGUAGUAGUAGUAGUAGUAGUAGUAGUAGUAGUAGUAGUAGUAGUAGUAGUAGUAGUAGUAGUAGUAGUAGUAGUAGUAGUAGUAGUAGUAGUAGUAGUAGUAGUAGUAGUAGUAGUAGUAGUAGUAGUAGUAGUAGUAGUAGUAGUAGUAGUAGUAGUAGUAGUAGUAGUAGUAGUAGUAGUAGUAGUAGUAGUAGUAGUAGUAGUAGUAGUAGUAGUAGUAGUAGUAGUAGUAGUAGUAGUAGUAGUAGUAGUAGUAGUAGUAGUAGUAGUAGUAGUAGUAGUAGUAGUAGUAGUAGUAGUAGUAGUAGUAGUAGUAGUAGUAGUAGUAGUAGUAGUAGUAGUAGUAGUAGUAGUAGUAGUAGUAGUAGUAGUAGUAGUAGUAGUAGUAGUAGUAGUAGUAGUAGUAGUAGUAGUAGUAGUAGUAGUAGUAGUAGUAGUAGUAGUAGUAGUAGUAGUAGUAGUAGUAGUAGUAGUAGUAGUAGUAGUAGUAGUAGUAGUAGUAGUAGUAGUAGUAGUAGUAGUAGUAGUAGUAGUAGUAGUAGUAGUAGUAGUAGUAGUAGUAGUAGUAGUAGUAGUAGUAGUAGUAGUAGUAGUAGUAGUAGUAGUAGUAGUAGUAGUAGUAGUAGUAGUAGUAGUAGUAGUAGUAGUAGUAGUAGUAGUAGUAGUAGUAGUAGUAGUAGUAGUAGUAGUAGUAGUAGUAGUAGUAGUAGUAGUAGUAGUAGUAGUAGUAGUAGUAGUAGUAGUAGUAGUAGUAGUAGUAGUAGUAGUAGUAGUAGUAGUAGUAGUAGUAGUAGUAGUAGUAGUAGUAGUAGUAGUAGUAGUAGUAGUAGUAGUAGUAGUAGUAGUAGUAGUAGUAGUAGUAGUAGUAGUAGUAGUAGUAGUAGUAGUAGUAGUAGUAGUAGUAGUAGUAGUAGUAGUAGUAGUAGUAGUAGUAGUAGUAGUAGUAGUAGUAGUAGUAGUAGUAGUAGUAGUAGUAGUAGUAGUAGUAGUAGUAGUAGUAGUAGUAGUAGUAGUAGUAAUAGUAGCAUGAUUUAA
Molecule: messenger RNA, 1140 nt
Organism: Schistosoma curassoni
Lineage: Eukaryota; Metazoa; Platyhelminthes; Trematoda; Strigeidida; Schistosomatidae
Source: the annotation of a GenBank genome assembly